AAACACUAAGUCGUAUUUCGACACUUGGCUUGCAAAAUAAUUAUUUAUACACUGUGGCCUUUUUAAAAUUUUAUAGCCUUUGGCAUAAAAUCCCAAAGUACAUCAUAAUGAAUAGUUCCAGUUCCAAGGAAUUUCUCCAAGAGCUCAAAGAGAAGGCUAAGAGCAGUGUUCCUGAAGUUGCAGAGGAACGUCAAACGUACGUUGAUCCAACAGAUGGAACAGUUUAUGAAUGGGACUCUGAAAAACGAGGAUGGUUUCCUAAGGUGGAUGAAGAUUUCCUUGCUUCAUAUCAAAUGAACUAUGGUUUCACGCCUGAUGGUGAACAAGCUGUAACAGUGAGUAGUGACAGUCAGACAGCUGGCCCACAUGUACCACAGACUGUACAAAGCCAGGAUCAAAAGAGAGAGAUAGAAGAUGAUCAGGGAUCAGAAUCAAAGAAAAAGAAAAGGAAAGCAGAUGAAGGUUGGUUUGAAGUUGAGGGCAGCAAAAAUCCGAAUGUCUAUGUGUCAGGACUACCGCAGGAUACCACUGAAGAAGAAUUUAUUGAAAUGAUGAGCAAGUAUGGCAUCAUCAUGCAAGAUCCUGAGACAAACAAGCCUAAAGUAAAGCUCUACAGAGACCAAAAUGGUCAAAUUAAAGGAGAUGGGAGGUGCUGCUAUUUGAAGCGUGAAAGUGUUGAUCUUGCAAUAGAACUCUUGGAUGAAUCUGACUACAAAGGACAUACUAUACAUGUUGAACAGGCUACAUUUCAUCUGAAAGGUGAUUACAAUCCAGCUCUCAAGAAAAAGAAAAAGAAUAAAAAGAAGAAAGCUGGAAAAGGACAGGAAAAAUUACUGGAUUGGGUGGAGAGAGAUGAGAGGAAAAAAAAUGAAAGGAUCAUUGUUUUCAAGAAUAUGUUUGAUGCUAAAGACUUUGAGAAAAAUCCUCUUUUGAUCACAGAGUUGCGCGAUGACAUGAAAGCAGAAUGUGAAAAGUUUGGUGAAGUGAGGAAGGUGAUCGUGUUUGAUCGUAACAAGGAAGGAGUUUGUUCAGUGGCGUUUGCAACAUUUGAAGGAGCUGAGACUUGUUUGCCUGUGAUGAAUGGUCGCUGGUUCGCCGGCCGGAGAAUAACGGCUGAAAAAUGGGAUGGAAAGACAAACUUCAAAGUGGAGGAAACGGAAAAACAAAAGGAAGAGCGGCUUGAUGAAUGGGAGAAAUAUUUAGCUGGUGAAUUAGACUAAACAGAGGAUGCACCUAACCAAGGAAAUAUCGUAGAUAUUCACCAAACGAAUGUCAAUAAACGAAUCAUCUAACACGGAGAGCAACGCAACUGAGUUGAAAACCUGUAAACGGUUUAAGAACACAAGAUUGCUUCAAUGGCAAAUAGACUUUAGCGCAACCUGUUGCUAAUGUUUGCUCCGGCGGAUCCCAACACCCGACUUGUGUCAAGCAUGGAACAGCUGAUUCGUACGAUCUGCGAGAACUAGGGGAAGAAACGAAGGCUUGUAGUCUUGAUAAGAAAUAUAAAACAUUAUACGAAAAGCAGCAAUUUAUUACAGUAUCCGUAACAAAGAGCAUAGCGAAAACCACCGUUAUCACAAACAUCUUAUUCGUUCGAGGAAAUGAGACAGCUAUUUAAGUAGGGACAGUUUGAAUUUACUCUUGUGCAUUUUGGAUUUCACUAAUCUACGCCACCGCUUCCUGUGAUAUUGACAAGUGUUCAUCAAGUAAUAUAGCAACCUUCUUUGAUGUUUAUCGUACAUUUGUUAGAAAAAAAACUCAUUAACUAUAUGACUACAGUCCCUCUGAUAAAGGGAUAACGUUCGAACCGUCAGCUUUUAAAACCCUCUACGGUGGCCAAUUUGCAUCAUCAACUUUUUUUAUAAACCAAUUAUUACAAUGUAGUACUUCCCACAGACGCAGUAUCACAGUUUCUUUAGAAACUUACUCCCUUUACACAUAAAAUGCACGAGCGCAUAUGAUUUUCGUAACGUUGAGAAAAAAAAAACUGAACUCGUCUUUAUUUACGGCAAAUUUCCUUCCAAAUUUUGAGAUGCCUGUGCUAGUAUUAAACUUGUUUAUCAGUUUUCCAAAACACCGUCAUUGUCCUUCUGUAGAAUCUCAUGUAAAACAGUACUGAAUUGUCUACCUCCUCAAACGCCACCUGCUCCUUUUAUUUAUCUAAUUAACAUAAUUUUAUGGAAUUGGCGGUAGAGUGUAGGAAAUUAUCCUCCUAAUGUUAUGAAGACAUUGAGAAUUAUCAUAACAGUAAAACAGCACUGGCAGAAAAUAACGAUUUAUCUCUCUCUCCCGUCUUAUGAAUUACGAGCGUCUCGUUUCUUUAUAAUUCGGCAGAAGUAUUGGAUAAAUUGCAAGCUGCUACGCUUUGUCAUUUUUUUUUUUUUAUCCAUAUUAAGCGUGCUCAUAAAACCCUAUUUUGGUAACCGGAUAAUUGAAUGACCGGUAGGAACUUAAAUUUCAAUUUCCCAACUGUAUUCGCGUUUCAAUUGCAGUUAUUACUCACCGGUCGAUGGUUCACUUCAAACUUAAUGAAAUGCCCGACAAUUUUUAUAAUAUACUGAAAGAGGAAUCGCUUACUGAACCAGCUGGUCCGUGUUUUUGCGAAAUAAAUUGACAAUGAUUCUUUAAAGA
Messenger RNA from Pocillopora damicornis (cauliflower coral), 2631 nucleotides. Its product is annotated as 17S U2 SnRNP complex component HTATSF1. NCBI's taxonomy places the organism in Eukaryota, Metazoa, Cnidaria, Anthozoa, Scleractinia, Pocilloporidae. Gene Ontology annotation, cellular component: U2 snRNP; U2-type spliceosomal complex. Gene Ontology annotation, molecular function: RNA binding. The record is from RefSeq and is a predicted model, not a curated record. Gene Ontology annotation, biological process: mRNA splicing, via spliceosome.